CAAUCAAUAAAUUUAAAGGCGUUCGUAUGUCAAAUCGUGCUCAAUGUAUGAUAUGAAUGGUACGGCAGUGACGUCAUCACGCCGGUAUGAAUGAAGGCGGAAAUAAAUUUGUAAAAAAAAAAAAAAACAACAACAAUAAAAUGGACGCCUACCUAGUUUACAGGGCUGUCCCGUCCCUCACGUUUCUGGCCCUCUCGACCUCACCCCACACCCACUCCGCCUCUUUUGUAAAAAACAAACAACCAAAAAAAAAGCAGUGGGAGGGGACGACAAAAAUGAAAUCAAUUAUACAAGUCGCCGGCUUUUCGAGGCUACCUCCUCUCUCGCUCGGCUGCUGCACAUGCGCCGCGGUGCGCCGUAAAGCCUUCACCCGGACAUCGGCUCCUCUCGCUCGGCCAUGUCGGACGGAGCCUCCGGGGGGACCGCGGAGCGCCUGGCAGGUGGCAACGCGGCGGAGGAAGGGCCGAGCCAAGCGGGCGUUUUGCUGCCUGCCGCCGAGCUGCCAAAGAAGCGCAAGGGUGAUGUGGAGGACACGAUGGACGUCCUUGUGCACCAGGGUCUUGACUUCCAAAUGGAUGAGGACCUCAACAGAUCAGAAGAUGAGCAGCAAGCCAAAAUUAAAUGCUUCAGGCAGCCUCACCGCCAGAUUGAGAAGCGGCGGCGAGACAAAAUGAACAACCUCAUCGAUGAGUUGGCCGCCAUGAUCCCCACCUGUCAGCCUAUGACCCGGAAACUGGACAAACUCACUGUGCUCCGAAAAGCCGUGCAGCACCUAAAGGCCCUUAAAGCCGGUUCUGGCAGCGCUGACGCCGCCCGCAAGCCCUCCAUCCUGCCUCAUGAUGACCUCAGACACCUUUUGCUCAGGGUUGCUGACGGCUUCCUGUUAGUUGUGAGUUGUGACCGAGCAAAAAUUUUGUUUAUCUCCGAGUCUGUCUCCAAGAUCCUCAGCUUUAGCAGGGUGGAGCUGACAGGCCAAAGUCUGUUCGACCUCAUCCACCCCAAAGACAUCAGCAAGGUGAAGGAGCAGCUGUCGUCGUCAGAGUUGAACAACCACCAACGCCUCAUCGAUGCUGCCACGGGCGUCCCUGUUCAAGCGGACACCCCCGUCACAACGUCGCACUUGUCCACUGGAGCCAGACGCUCCUUCUUCUGCCGCAUGAAGCACAGUCGAGUGGAGGGAAAGCACAAGGACAAGCGCACGCUGCCCACUGCUUCCAUUAAGAAAGACUCAAGAAGAUACUGUACCCUCCACUGCACCGGAUACAUGCGCAGCUGGCCCAGGAGCGACCUGGACUCGGAGGCCGACGCCGAGAAGGACGCGUCGGGCCUCACCUGCCUGGUGACCAUGUGUCGCGUGCAGGCCCACGCGUCUCACCAGCCCCCCAAAGAUGUCAAAAUCAAGCCCACCGAGUUUGUGACUCGCUGUGCCAUCGACGGCAAGUUCACUUUUGUAGAGCAACAAGCGACGACGGUCAUCGGUUACCUCCCGCAAGAAAUUUUGGGCACGUCUUGUUACGAGUACUUCCACCAGGAUGACCUGCAGCACCUGGUGGAAAAACACAGGCAAGUUCUGCGCAGCAAAGAGAAGCUGGAGACAAAGUGUUACAAGUUCAAAACAAAAUCUGGUCCCUACGUUUCACUCCAAAGUCAGUGGUUUAGUUUCACAAACCCGUGGACCAAAGAAGCUGAGUUUAUCGUGUCGUCAAACCGGGUCGUCUCCAGGGGGCCCAGUCAUACAAAAGACGAUGAAGCUGCAGGCAGCUCGAGAGGUCCUCAGGAGGAAUCAAAACAAAUACACAUUAUUCCAGGCCUCACAAGUGGUGUGGGCAAAAUGAUGUACGCAGGCAGCCUCGGGAGCCAAAUUGCAAAUGAACUCAUCGAUUCCUACAGGGCAAACUCGUCUCCGUCAAGCAGUAUGUCCAGCCCGUUUGGAGCAGCCCAGAGUGUACUAGAAUCCCCGCAAGCCGGCAGAAGUCUGUCUAGACGAGAGGAUGAAGCGGGAAGUUUAUCAGAGUCGAAGGCGGAGGCGGUCCCCAGCGUUUCGGAAAGUACAGGCGAGCCGUCCCAGCAGGACUUGGACAGCAUGCUGGUGCCGGGCCUGAGCAGCUUUAGCAGCGACGAGGUGGCCAUGGCGGUCAUCAUGAGCUUACUGGAGACGGACGUCAACAUGGGUCAGUCGGAGGACUUUGACGACUUACACUGGCCCUUCUGAGUCCCCCUUUCGCCUCGCUAUUCAAACCACCGCAAGGCCUCAAAAAGUCCACUCGAUGACACGUAGGGUUGAAAAUAAAACAUUACUGUUGACUUCUCCUUAAGGAAACGGCACUUGAAGUGAAUGUGUCUUCCGGUGGGAUUGAAAGACAGAAAAAAAUAUAUAUUUUUUUCUCCCCCCCACCCUGACUUGACUAUGAAAAAAAAUCUGACUGAUGACCCGCAGUUCUGCAACACAAGAAACGUAGAUUUUUUAUUUUUUUUAAAUCGUAGUUGCUUUUUUGUUUUUUUAAACAUAAUGUCCGCCACCAAAACAUGUACUUUAUUUCUUCUUGCAUUGUCUUUGGUAGAGCCAAUAAGCAUCAUGCAAAUAUUGACAUGGCGCCUCAGGCCUUAAUUUCCAGCCCACACGCCAUCACCACCACUCUCCCCAUUAACUGAAAGCUGAUCUCCAACUCUACCAAACACGAUAAAUGAAAAUAAUGCGUGGAAAAAAAUUGAAACGUAGCCUGAACCUGGGGUUGCGUCAGGUUGCUUUUGCAAUUUUGGUAAUUUUGAAUUUUCAAAUUAUUAUAACCCAACCUAAUUUAAGAUUUAUUACACCGUUGUAUGGGUCAGCUAUCAUUAGAAUGUUAUUAGAAGCAUCCAGUUCAGAUUCAAAAUUCACUUUAGUGGCUCGAUUUUUUUUGGGCGUGUAUCAGAACAAAUUUAAUAAUUUACCCCUCCUGAAUAGGCUUUAAAAAAAAUAGUUGUAAUGGCCAUACAGGGGCCACAUGUUUUAUUUAUUUUUUUAAAGCCAAUGCGGGCCAGUUAUGAUAUUAUGUCAUCAAAAUAACAUCUUGUCACCAAGAUUGUAUUGUAAUAAAAUAUUAAAUUUGUUCAGAUUCUUGCCAAAACAAAACAAGUCGCUCAGUAAAUUUUGAUAUUUGUAACGGCCAAAGCUAGACCACUUUAGGCUACCGGUAAAACUAUCAAAAUUUACCAAGCGAGUCUCUUUUUGGGGGCGUGUAUCAGAACAAAUGUAAUGAUUUACUCCCUCAUGGAGACAUCUUUUAAGGUGUCAUGGCCAUUCACAGGUUAAAUAUAAUUGCAUCACUGUAAUAGUGAUGACAAUCAAAAUGUUUGAGAAAUGUAACUUUAAAGACCUUUGGAGCGAGACGCUACAGUAAAUGCAGUCGAUGAAAGUGCUAGAAAAGAAUGCUUGCGCCCCGGUGUACUAUUGUACUGUCACGACAUAUCACUCACUUGCUGUAUCGCAAAGUCUAUAGAGUUGAACUACAGUUGCAGUUCAAAUGGGGCCAUAAUAGUAAAAAAAAAACAAAAAAAACUUGAUGUUCGGGAAAUGACUUGAAUGCCCUAUGUAUAUUUUGGAGAGGAUUGUGUUUACUGAGCUUUUUGUCACAGACAGUUGUGCAGAAUGCAAGUUGAAAGGCACGUUUGCAAUGGCUUCUGUGUUUUGGAUGCUUCUUUCCACUUAUUUAAUACCGUCUGUUUGUAUGUUGGUGAAUGUCUCAAUACCACAACAGCCUUUUGUGAACGACAACAUCAGCCUAUCUCAACAUUGCUACUGAGAAUAUGCAACGUGGUUCUGUGCACAGUUACACUUAUUUUAGAGGAGGACACGUUAAACCACUGCAAGUAGAGGCGAAAAGUCCAUUCAAUCCAACCAGAAUUGAGUGGACCACAUUGUUAGACUAAAGAACAAGACAUUUGGAGGAUGAAAAGCAAGUCAACAGGGGAGUUUAAAAAAAAAAAAAAAUAACUGUGUGAAAUCCUCUGCCUUCUUCCCGCUCAUGUAAACUACUCUGGUUUUAUCACUGGGUUCUCUAAUCUUGAGAAACAUAAUGUGAUUGUGUUGCCUUGUGUUUUUGAAUGUGUAAAAUCAACAAUGCUCUUUGGCUUUCAAAGCUGUCUUGAACCCUCUAUCAGAAGAGAAUGUGUCUUGUUCGUUUGUACGUGCUGAUUGUUGUUGAUGUUUCUGCUGCAAGGUGGAGGUUCAAUUUGGAAGUAAAGUACUUUUGUUUUAUAGGAACUGAAAUCAA
Messenger RNA from Phyllopteryx taeniolatus (common seadragon), 4253 nucleotides. Its product is annotated as basic helix-loop-helix ARNT-like protein 1. Gene Ontology annotation, cellular component: aryl hydrocarbon receptor complex; cytoplasm; transcription regulator complex. Gene Ontology annotation, molecular function: protein dimerization activity; DNA-binding transcription factor activity, RNA polymerase II-specific; RNA polymerase II cis-regulatory region sequence-specific DNA binding. The coding region runs from base 398 to 2212 and encodes 604 amino acids. The record is from RefSeq and is a predicted model, not a curated record. The transcript has 17 exons. NCBI's taxonomy places the organism in Eukaryota, Metazoa, Chordata, Actinopteri, Syngnathiformes, Syngnathidae. Gene Ontology annotation, biological process: regulation of transcription by RNA polymerase II.